AUGUUUAUCGGCAUUUGCGGCAGUAUUUGCGCGGGAAAGCGGACAAUCGCCCGGUACUUGGUGGCCCAUCAUGGUUUCACCCAGCUUUACCUCGAGCCGAGUGCCUACACCGCGACAUACGUCCAAAUCCCUAGCGAGGAAAACAACUCCCAAAGCAAGGACGGCGUCAGCACCCCAGAGAGCACCCCAAACAACACCCCCGAGGACACGACCCCUCCACAACACACCUUUUCCACCCCCGAGGCCCUUCUAGAAUUUGUCACCGCGCACUGGAACAAGCGCUGGGUGACCACCGCCCUCCCAUCCGAGGCCGUCCUCGACCUCUACGCCCGCCGGCCCUUCUUCCUCCUCAUCAGCGUCGAUGCGCCCUUGACCGUCCGCUGGCAGCGCUAUCUCAUCCGGCGCAACGCAGGCGAAGGAUACCUAGCCUCCGUCUCUCCCUUCCCGACGAACCUCCCCGGCACGCCACCCACCCGGUUCGUCGUCGACAGCUUCGAACGCUUUGCGGCCCUCUCCGACCAGCAACUCUUCGACCCCUCCAAAGGUGCCCACCCCCUCCUCUCGCGUGCCUCCAUCCGCCUCCUCAACACCUCCCCCUCCCUCGCCGACCUCUACGCCACCCUCGGCAAGCUCGACCUGCUCGACCCCAACCGCCUGCGCCCCUCCUGGGACACCUAUUUCAUGGCUCUCGCCUCGCUCGCCGCGCAGCGCAGCAACUGCAUGAAGCGGCGCGUGGGGUGUGUAGUAGUGCGCGACGGACGGGUGGUGUCGACGGGGUACAACGGCACGCCGCGCGGGUUGCGGAACUGUGGGGAUGGUGGGUGUGGGCGGUGUAAUGCGGGCGGGACGGGGUCGGGACAUGGGCUGGCGACGUGUUUGUGUAUUCAUGCGGAGGAGAAUGCGUUGUUAGAGGCGGGGAGGGAGAGGUUGAGGCAGGGCGCGGUGUUGUAUUGUGAUACGUGCCCGUGCUUGACGUGUAGUAUCAAGAUUGUGCAGGUUGGGGUGGAGGAGGUGGUGUAUAAUCAGGGGUAUAGUAUGGAUGAUCAGACCGCGGCGGUGUUCCAGGAGGCGGGGGUGCGGUUGAGGCAGUUUGUCCCGCCCGCCAAUGGUCUCAUCCACCUCGAAAAGCCAGAACUCUACACCUAA
Dichotomopilus funicola is the source of this 1146-nucleotide messenger RNA. RefSeq names its product cytidine deaminase-like protein. The coding region runs from base 1 to 1146 and encodes 381 amino acids. NCBI's taxonomy places the organism in Eukaryota, Fungi, Ascomycota, Sordariomycetes, Sordariales, Chaetomiaceae. Gene Ontology annotation, cellular component: cytoplasm. The record is from RefSeq and is a predicted model, not a curated record. The transcript has 3 exons. Gene Ontology annotation, molecular function: hydrolase activity; zinc ion binding.